Messenger RNA from Quercus robur (English oak), 513 nucleotides. RefSeq lists its product as uncharacterized. Gene Ontology annotation, biological process: regulation of mitotic cell cycle spindle assembly checkpoint. The record is from RefSeq and is a predicted model, not a curated record. The transcript has 2 exons. Gene Ontology annotation, cellular component: anaphase-promoting complex. NCBI's taxonomy places the organism in Eukaryota, Viridiplantae, Streptophyta, Magnoliopsida, Fagales, Fagaceae. The coding region runs from base 61 to 360 and encodes 99 amino acids.
UUCACAAUUCCCAGCAACACAUAGAUAGAGAGAGAGAGAGAGAGAGAGAGAGAGAGAGAGAUGUUACAGUUUCCAGCGUUCAUGACACAGUACCCGUGGUCGACGAGGACAAUUCCGACGUCGUUUUUGCUUCCCUCUCAGUGGCCUCAACCCCACAGCGAGGAGCUCCUCCUUGCCACGGAGGAGUCCGAUUACGAAGAAAAGUGCAAUGAAAUUGGGAAGACUAAUAGCAACCUGAUUGUGAUUGGGAAAACCACUGUUGACAAUGAUAAGGAGGACUUUGAUAAUGAUGCUGAUGAUGAUGAUGCUGACAAUGCAGAGGAAUCUGAGGGUGAAGAGUUUGAGCAGGAAACGAGUUAAAAAUGCUGCGUAUUUGUUCCCUGUUCUUGUUGUUUUUUUUGGAAGGUUCUAAAUGUUGGCAUACUCUAUGUCAUUGAGUAUUAUACGAACAUCUCUGGAUAGGCUGGACUUGCUCUUUUAAUAGCUUAUAAAUAGAACAACUGUUGACAUAAA